Poeciliopsis prolifica (blackstripe livebearer) is the source of this 651-nucleotide messenger RNA. RefSeq names its product H(+)/Cl(-) exchange transporter 4-like. Lineage: Eukaryota; Metazoa; Chordata; Actinopteri; Cyprinodontiformes; Poeciliidae. Gene Ontology annotation, cellular component: early endosome; Golgi apparatus; synaptic vesicle. The transcript has 3 exons. Gene Ontology annotation, molecular function: voltage-gated chloride channel activity. The record is from RefSeq and is a predicted model, not a curated record. The coding region runs from base 179 to 610 and encodes 143 amino acids.
CGCUCAUUUCGCUGCUGAACGAGCUUUUGCUGUGAAGUAACGCGAGAUCUGGUAGGUAACGCGAGAGCUGCGGGCUGGUGCCUCAGUCUGUGUCGCUGCUGGUCUCUUCGUGGGUUUGUUGUGUAAAUGUCCUGCGUGAUGUUCUGCCGGGAUUAGUCCACGCGUCCAAGAGGACAACAUGGCGGCGGCGACAGAAGGUGUCCCCCUCCCCACUCCCACGGAGGACAUGAACGGGGCCGGGUCGCUCAUGGACUUCCUGGACGAGCCGUUCCCCGACGUGGGGACCUACGAGGACUUCCACACCAUCGACUGGCUGAGGGAGAAGUCCAGGGACACGGACCGGCACCGAAAGGUUCUGGAGGGCUGGGUUCGGCUUGUGGGGCGAUGCCCACCCGCUCACCGUGUGCGUGUUUGUCCCGCAGAUCACCAGCAAGAGCAAAGAGUCCAUCUGGGAGCUGAUCAAGAGCCUCCUGGACGCCUGGUCCGGAUGGGUGGUGAUGCUGCUCAUCGGCCUGCUCUCUGGUACCGACCGACCCGGUUCCGUCCGGGACCCGGUUCUGUCUCUGUAACUCUGGUGGCGCCACUAGGUGUCGCUCUCCCCGCAGCCUGAGGCUCCAUCAAGGGGAAACUGGAGGUCAGGUGUUGAUUUCC